Messenger RNA from Thunnus maccoyii (southern bluefin tuna), 3217 nucleotides. Its product is annotated as cytochrome P450 2J2-like. The record is from RefSeq and is a predicted model, not a curated record. The coding region runs from base 117 to 1598 and encodes 493 amino acids. Gene Ontology annotation, biological process: xenobiotic metabolic process. Gene Ontology annotation, cellular component: intracellular membrane-bounded organelle; cytoplasm. Lineage: Eukaryota; Metazoa; Chordata; Actinopteri; Scombriformes; Scombridae. The transcript has 9 exons. Gene Ontology annotation, molecular function: iron ion binding; oxidoreductase activity, acting on paired donors, with incorporation or reduction of molecular oxygen, reduced flavin or flavoprotein as one donor, and incorporation of one atom of oxygen; heme binding.
AACAUCCCCUUGUUGGGACCUUUUUCCAGUUUCUCACCCAGAUAAAGUUAGACCCACCACGAUUCUGUCUGCAGUAUCUAACUGCUUUCACAGAGGUCUUUUGGCAAAUCUUCACCAUGAUUUUUCAAGCACUUUUUGGGUGUAUGGACUUUACUGGUUGGCUGCUGUUCAGUUUUGUAGUGUUAUUAUUAACUGAUGUGGUCAGAAACUGGAGGCCUCACAGCUUUCCACCGGGACCCUGGGCUAUGCCUUUUCUAGGAAAUGUCUUCACAGGAGUUGAUUUCAAGACAAUGGAGAAGCUUGCUAAGGAAUACGGCCCAGUGUUCAGCUUGAGGAGAGGCAGUGAGAGGAUGGUGUUUAUUUCAGGAUAUAAGAUGGUCAAAGAGGCUCUCGUCAGCCAGCUGGACAGCUUUGUUGAUCGACCUACUGUCCCCCUCUUCCAUGUUGUUUUCAAGGGCAUUGGCAUAGUUAUGAGCAAUGGUUACCUGUGGAAGAAGCAGAGGAAGUUUACCAACACUCACCUGCGUUACUUUGGAGAGGGCCAGAAAUCACUGGAAAAAUAUACUGAAGAGGAAUGCCAUUUCCUUUGUGAAGCUUUCAAAGAGGAACAAGGAAGACCAUUCAACCCCCAGUACACUAUAUCUAAUGCAGUGAGUAACAUCAUCUGCUCUGUGGUCUUUGGACAUCGCUUUGAAUACAGUGAUCAAAGCUUUUGCAAGAUUCUGGAGUUGGACAAUGAGGCUGUUUUGCUCGCUGGCUCAGCUCAGACUCAGCUGUAUGAUGCCUUUCCUGGUUUGAUGAAGUACCUGCCGGGACCUCACCAGACUGUCCACGCUAACUACAAGGAGAUUGAAGUGUUCCUGCAAAAGGAAAUAGAGAGGCACCAGGAGGAGUGGAACCCUGAUGACCCUCGUGAUUAUAUUGAUGUAUACCUGGCAGAGAUGGAGAAGAAGAAGAAGGAUCCCCAGGCUGGCUUCAACAUCGAGACCCUGCUCGUUUGCACCAUCGACCUGCUUGAGGCUGGGACAGAAUCAGCUGCUACCACUUUACGCUGGGCUCUCCUAUACAUGAUGCACUACCCAGAGAUACAGAAGAAAGUCCAGGCAGAGAUAGACAGAGUGGUUGGACAGUCUCGUCAGCCUACACUGGCCGACAGACCCAACAUGCCCUACGCUGAUGCCGUCAUCCAUGAGAUUCAAAGGAUGGGGAAUAUUGUUCCUCUGGGAUUCCCCAAAAUGGCCAGUAAAGACACUACACUGGGAGGAUACUUCAUACCCAAGGGAACAGCUAUUACUACAAUCCUUUCAUCAGUGCUUUUUGAUAAGGAUGAGUGGGCGACUCCAGAUAUCUUCAAUCCUGAACAUUUCUUGGAUUCAGAGGGCAACUUCCGCAGAAGAGACGCAUUCCUACCAUUUUCAGCAGGUAAACGUGUGUGUUUGGGGGAGCACCUGGCCAGAAUGGAGUUGUUUCUUUUCUUUACAUGCCUACUGCAACGCUUCACCUUCUCUGCUGUUCCUGGAGAAAUGCCCAGCUUGGAGGGAGUGCUUGGCUUCACCUAUUCCCCCGAGAGCUUCAGGAUAUUAGCCAUGCCUCGCUAAUGCUCUCCAUUGUUUCAGCUGUUCUCAUCCCAGUCAAACACAAAGCCUCAAUAACAAGGAUCUCCAUGUUCUCCAUAUCACAAGUUGGAUCUGACUUGCAGCUGAAAACUAGUUGGCGUAAUAUAUGAAUAUUAUCCUCCACAAAAUGAAUAAAAAUGAAAUAAAACGAUCAGUCAUGUAGAUCAGAAGAUAUUGACAAGUAUUAAAAGGGUACUCCACCAAAAAAGGGUCAAAAUCAAUGCAGCAUAACCAAAAUCAUCUUUUAAUUCCACACAUUGUUCCUCCUUGUCAGAACCUGGUUCCUACAUUACCCACAAUGCAACGUGACUGCUGACAUUUUAAUCAGAGAUUCAGGUGUGUUAUGCUAGUAGCAGCUAACGUAGCCUGGAGCUGCUUGCUUCAAGUAAGCGAGCAGGAGUGUGCAAAAAGAAAUCUGGUAAUUGCACUCCUUUCUAACCUCCACACCCAGAUAUUAUUUUUAUUUCAAACUUGUAGUCUUCAGACCCAACCGACACUGACUCAAGUGACAUCACUUUAGGCAAUUCAGCAGACUUGGCGCAGGCCACACCUGGAGCCAAAAUGGGCUUUAUGAAACUUUUUUUCACAUAUUUUUUAGUACUCCUCAAGACCUGUAAACAUACUUUGAUGCGUAAAAUUGGUGGAGUUCCCCUUUAAGUCAAAGGCAACCAGUCUUGUUUAUUGUUUCAACACCAAACUGCAAGCCUAGUUGAGAUUUGGUGCAUAAAUGAUUAAGGCACAUGCAUAGUCAUGGUCCACCGAAAGAGGUGUUUUUAGUUAUUUUGUCAAAGCAUACCUCCUCUUAAAAAUGUGUGUAUGAGUACAAUCAAAAUUGACUAACAUUUCCCCCAACUUUCCUGUUAGUUUUGUUGCACCUACAGUAAGUGGGAAACCUGCCUCAGACCUUUAACAAAGACCAGAAUGAGUGUACAGGGAUUUUAAGAUCAUCAAUAAUAGCUCACUAUACUAAUACUAAGAUUUAAUUUACAAUCUUCAACGAUUAGUCCAGAAUGAAGGCGUUUAAAGAGGUACUCCAGCUCACAAGAGAUAUUUGAAGAAAGGGUGGACAAAAUCUAAGCAACAGACGCUGAGAGAUACUGAUUUUUUGUCCCUAGUAAGGGCGAAGCUCUGAAAACGCUGGAUCCUCACAUUUUCCAUAAUGCAACACCAAACAUCUUUUCAUUAGACCCUUGCUGCCUAAAUGCCCACAUCUUUUAUACUCCUCACCCUCAGUCUGUAAUGCAGAGUUUCUGUUGAAAAUGAGCAGUCUCUAAGCCUGAACUCAGAAAAUAAACUUAUCUAGUAAACUGAUCUUUAGUGUGAAGUCAGUGGAGUGUGUUGAGGUGAUGAGAUGAUCAGAUGAUUGGUUUAUCAUUUUAAUGUACAGAAUUGUGGGAGUAAGAUCAUUGUUCCUUUGCUUUGUACAUGUGCAUGCAGAUGUAUAUCUUGUGGCUGUGUGCCAUUGACCACUCACAGAUCAUUUCUCUGUUCCUUCAGACACUAUAAUAGAUUAGGUUUGCUCUUUGGUUGUUGAGACAAGUUGAUGCAAAUCUUUGUGUGUUCUGUAUCCUUAUUGUAUAAUUAUAAUUUUUAAACUUCAA